Messenger RNA from Aspergillus terreus NIH2624, 1926 nucleotides. Its product is annotated as putative hydrolase. Gene Ontology annotation, molecular function: hydrolase activity, hydrolyzing O-glycosyl compounds. The transcript has 10 exons. NCBI's taxonomy places the organism in Eukaryota, Fungi, Ascomycota, Eurotiomycetes, Eurotiales, Aspergillaceae. Gene Ontology annotation, biological process: carbohydrate metabolic process. The coding region runs from base 1 to 1926 and encodes 641 amino acids. The record is from RefSeq and is a predicted model, not a curated record.
AUGCAUUUGGGAGGCUUCUGGCUGGCUGGCCCCUUGCUGGCCGCCUCUGCUUUGGCUGCCGCUACUCCGGAUACGCAUCAGAACUCGGCUCGCCAGACGACAAAGUAUGCCCCGAAGCAGCCACCGCUGACCACGCCCUGGACCGACCUCGUCGGCACCGAUCCGUGGCCGGAGUAUCCGCGUCCGCAGUUGCAGCGGUCCAAAUGGAAGAACCUGAACGGCAUCUGGCAAUAUCAGGAUGCGGGCAGUCUCAACGCCGUGCAGAACCCACCUUUUGGGCAGGCAUUGGCAAACGAAGUGUUGGUGCCGUCGUGUUUGGAAAGCGGACUUUCCGGUAUACAAGGAAAGGGAAUGUAUUAUUCGUGGUUCCGCACGAACUUCACCGUUCCACGAUCAUGGACGAACCAAAGCGUGCUCCUGAACUUUGGCGCCGUGGAUUAUGAAGCGACAGUCUUCAUCAACGGCAAGCAGGCUGGCUUCCACCGCGGUGGAUACUUCCACUUUGCUGUCGACGCCGCCGAAUAUGUCAAAUUGGGCGCCGACAACGAACUCCUGGUCUUCGUGCACGACCCCACGGACACCGGCGAUGCGGUCAUCCCCAUCGGCAAGCAGAAGAUCGUCCCGUCACACAUCUUCUACACGCCCUGCAGUGGGAUCUGGCAGAGCGUAUGGAUCGAAUCCGCACCGCGGAACCACAUCGCUCGCUUGGACCUCGAUGCCAACAUGGAUGGAGAGGUGACCGUGCACGUCCACAGCAGUUCUGGCACCAGCACGCCGGUGGAGGUCACCGUGUUCGACGGCGAUGACGAAGUGGCCACCCACAAAGGCACGUCCGAGUCGGCUUUCCGCUUCACGGUGCCCGACGUUAGCCUGUGGUCGCCCGACUCGCCCACGCUGUACAACGUGACCGUGCGGAUGGGUGCCGACGAGAUCCAGAGUUACACGGGAUUCCGAACCAUCUCCAAGGGCGAGGUGGAUGGCGUCGUUCGGCCGUUGCUGAAUGGCGAGUUUACGUUCAUGUUCGGCACGCUAGACCAGGGGUACUGGCCUGAUGGGCUGUACACCGCGCCGACGCGGGAGGCGAUGGUCUAUGAUUUGAAGGUGCUCAAGGGGUUGGGUUUUAACAUGUUGCGCAAGCACAUCAAGGUGGAACCUGCUCUGUUCUACCGCGCGUGCGAUGAACUGGGUCUCCUUGUCAUCCAGGAUAUGCCGUCCCUGAGGCCAUUGGAAUCGAUCUUGCCCAACGCGGAGCAGCAGAAGGAAUUCCAACGCCAGCUGGAACUUCUGGUGACCCAGUUCAAGAGCUUCCCCAGCAUCAUCACCUGGAUCAUCUACAACGAGGGCUGGGGCCAACUUAUCGAUGGAUACCCCGAGUUCGCCUUGACCGAUCGUGUGAAGCAGCUGGACCCGAACCGCCUUGUCGAUGCGACAUCCGGCUGGGUCGAUCACGGCGCUGGAGACUUCAGCGACAACCACCACUACGCCAACCCGCAAUGCGGAAGCCCCUUUUACUCUCUCUCUUCCAGCCCGUUUGACCCGACCCGGAUCGGGAUUCAGGGCGAGUUCGGCGGCAUUGGGCACAACGUCUCGAUUGAACAAAGCAGCCUGUGGAACGACCAAACCGCCAUCAACGGAAUCAACCAGACAUACGAAAUCGACGACACACUCGAGAUCUGGAACUACCGCAGCCACAUCCUCCUCUCCGAACUGGAGGACCAGACGCGUCGGUUCUCCUGCAGCGGCGGCGUCUGGACGCAGACGACCGAUGUCGAAGGCGAGGUCAACGGCCUCAUGACCUAUGACCGCCGCGUGAAGAGACUGCUUUGGUUGAGUGGUGACAACGUUCCUGAUGUAUUUGAGCAGUUACCCGGUCACAACUACAAGUCUCGCAAGCCCACGCUCUCACUCGCCCGAAAAUGUGAAUGA